UACUGUUUUAACGGAUUCUACUCGUGUAUUAAGUCUUAACCGUCUUCUACUAAGCCCGCGACUUGACUUUUAAUAAUCAAUUCAGUGAGAUUCACUGAUCUCAUAUUUCUACGAGUACCUUUCGUAUAUGCUUAAUGGUAUUCACGUGUUUCGUGAUUUUAGUUUUGUGCUUUCGUGAUUCAAAACUCAAUUAAACUCGAAACUAUUUAAACAUAUAUAUAUAACAACUCUAUCCAAAGAAGCAUGAUGACAUCCUCGAUGAAAUUACAGUGUUCUUCCUGCUUACGGAAGGAAGACUUCAUCGGUGAAACGAAGCCUGUUGUGAAAUAUUGUAUACAAUGUAAUGAAAAUAUGUGUAAGAUGUGCUUCAAAGACCACAUCAAGGCGAACACUAGCGCGGAUGUCAAACACGAUUACCUUAACAAUGACGAAAUGCCUCCGUGGUUGAAGGGUCCCAGCAAUGUCCAGUUAGGUGCCACGAUGUGUCCAAAACACCCUGACAACCACGUGGAUAUGCACUGUGCUGACCAUCACGUGUUUACGUGUGGCGCAUGCGUCGUGCUUGAACAUAGCAAAUGUGAAAACGUAAUUGAUUUGCAUGAAGAAAUACAGGGCGAUAAAGAUUCUGCGACAAAGUUUGCCAGUGAAAUUGAAGCUAUGAAGAAAGAAAUUAUGUGUUUGGUUGAUUUGAAAACAAAAGCAAAGUCGAGGAACCGCAAGGCUACGGCGGCAGCUCUGGCAUGUGUCCGAAAUUUUAGACAAUCAGUUGAGAAGGCAUUUGACAAACUUGAAAAGUCGACGGUUGAUGAAAUAAAUUCCUUUUGUCUUGAGCACGAUGAUAAGAUUGAACAAGAAAUACGAAAACUUGAAACACAGAGAAGAGUUGUAGAUCUUCAGAUGUCAUCAUACUUAAACAAACCAGAUACGAAUACUACAAAUGCGAUCGAUCAUGCUGUUAACUUAUACCACUGUAGAAAAUCACUUGAGGAAUCAUCACGCCUUUGUACAGAAGUCAGAUGUUCGGGAACAACGGAAUUGAGCCAGUUUCAAAUAAGCGAGCCCCUAGAAAAGUACCUCGCGGGUCUUAUAUCGCUAGGUGAGUUUGUUAGAACCAAAAGGAAUAAACGACAAGUAAUUACAAUUGAAAGAAUGCAUUUAGACUUGGACACACAAUCUGAAAUAGGAAUCCUGUCACCUACAGCUCUACAGACAGGAAGGAUCGUUAUCACAGAUUCCGAAAAUAAAGAAAUCAAAAUAUUUGACGAGAGUUGCUCCGUUAUCAAAACAAUAAGCUUAUUUUCAGCUCUCGAAGGACAUAAAGGAGACAGCGACAAACUUUCUUGUGAGCCUCAUGCAGUAUGCCGACUAGAUGAUGACAAAAUUGCUGUGUCUCUGGAGCGUGACAAGACUAUAGCGAUAAUCAAAUUCACGUUGCCAGCGUAUGACGUAAGCGACGUUUCACUGGUGAACGUUGAUGAGUUUUGUCGAGGUAUCGCGUAUAACAGUUUGUUUGACGAGAUUUACUGCUGUUGUGGAGGCGGGACGUUUCUCGGCGAAGGGCUUGGCCAAUUAAUGAUAUUCACGGGAUCAGGAAAGUAUCUCAGAACUGUGAAAACAGAAAAAGGAGUAAAGAAACCAUUAUUUGCCUGUCCGAGGGACGUCGCGGUCAACAGCAUUGGCUCCCAAAUCUUCGUCGCUGACACGGUGAAAGGAAUUCUUGUUCUCGACAGAAAGGGAGAACUGUUGCGCGUGUUUACAACUACUGAGUUAGAAGAACCAUAUGGCGUUUGUGUCGAUUUUAGUGACAAUAUCUAUGUAUGUGGUCAUUUGUCUAAUAAUGUCAUUAUGCUAGAUGAAAGUAUGGAUAUUUCAGAUGUGUUGGUUCAAGAGUCGGACGGUGUUCUGAGUCCACAGGCCAUAUGUGUCCUGCCUUGGAACUCCAAGAUAAUGAUCGUGUUGAACAAUAGUCUUGACGUUAUGUUUUUAUCUAAGUGUAAGAAGACAGCGUAGAUAAUUUGACUUUGUUACAAGCAUGUUUGUGCCCGCCCUUAAAGUAUGCUUUCUUACUAUGGACUCGCGUAAUAAUCAAACAAUUGAUAAUGGUUAUGGUUUCUCAAACGCGUGUGAAUACCGUUCGAAGCUCUUACGAAAGAGCAUAGGGCAUAACCAAGUCAUAGGUAGAAGUCGGAAAAUUGCUCAAAUUAGUUACAAUACCACAUUGUGAUAGGAAAUGUCUUUCAUGUAAUGUAUGAGAACAUAAUUAUAAAAAUUUGAGAAUAAUUGAAGAAAGAUUAUCAUAAUGGUCCAAAUACACCUUAAUUUAGUGCAUAACUUAAAUCAGAAAAUAUAAAUGUUAACAGAAAUCCUUUUUUUGUGUUUAAAGCAAAGAUAAAUAUUUAUCAUGUAUAACGUGUAAGACUGACGCCAUGAAAUACUUGACGCUUGAUAUGUAUUGCUGUUAACUUUAUAUAUAUGGUUGUGUUAUUUGCUUACGUAGUAUUUAUUGUAUCU
Molecule: messenger RNA, 2511 nt
Organism: Mya arenaria
Lineage: Eukaryota; Metazoa; Mollusca; Bivalvia; Myida; Myidae
Exons: 4
Coding region: 244-2010 (588 amino acids)
Biological process (GO): positive regulation of DNA-templated transcription
Cellular component (GO): chromatin; nucleoplasm
Molecular function (GO): ubiquitin-protein transferase activity
Source: RefSeq, a predicted model, not a curated record